Molecule: messenger RNA, 705 nt
Organism: Tigriopus californicus
Lineage: Eukaryota; Metazoa; Arthropoda; Copepoda; Harpacticoida; Harpacticidae
Gene: LSm1
Product: U6 snRNA-associated Sm-like protein LSm1
Exons: 2
Coding region: 213-623 (136 amino acids)
Biological process (GO): deadenylation-dependent decapping of nuclear-transcribed mRNA
Cellular component (GO): Lsm1-7-Pat1 complex; P-body
Molecular function (GO): RNA cap binding
Source: RefSeq, a predicted model, not a curated record
GGAUUACUGUGGCAAUGGGAAGGACCCAAUAAGCUAGAAGCAGGCACCAGCACGUUCCUCAUGGACAUCUCGCCCUAAGCCUCUAACCAUUGGCUAGUACCCUAUCGGUGGGUGGGUAGAUUCGGCGGGUUGAGGUUGUGAUUGGAGACACCCGUGCAUAAAGGUGCGGAGUUCUCUUGAGUAUUGGUCAGCUUAUACAUCUCGGUCCCAAGAUGUCAUUGUCAUAUUUGCCGGGUACGGCGUCCUUGUUGGAAGAGUUGGACAAGCGAUUGUUGGUGGUUCUGCGGGAUGGACGGACGCUGAUCGGAUAUCUGCGAUCCGUGGAUCAAUUCGCCAAUUUGGUAUUGCAUAGGUGCAUUGAACGCAUUCACGUGGGUCGCGAGUACGGCGACAUCCCAAGAGGCGUGUUCGUGGUACGAGGCGAGAACGUGGUCUUGUUAGGCGAGAUUGACGCCGAGCAAGAGGCCCAAAGUCCCCUCAAAGAAGUCAGUUUGGAAGAGAUUCUGGAGGCUCAAUCGCGCCAACAAGCUGACAAGGACGAAAAAGAGCGCAUCCGAGCCAAGGUUUUCAAAGAACGCGGACUGGCCUACACCGGCGAAGUCACCUGUGACGAUAACUAUUGAAUCCUCCUCACCAUUCUCACACUCCUCCUCAUCCCCAUUAUUGAUCCACCCUUAUAUACAAUACACGGCCUUUUCAAUCGUU